Molecule: messenger RNA, 2031 nt
Organism: Myxozyma melibiosi
Lineage: Eukaryota; Fungi; Ascomycota; Lipomycetes; Lipomycetales; Lipomycetaceae
Product: Transketolase, thiamine diphosphate binding domain-containing protein
Exons: 1
Coding region: 1-2031 (676 amino acids)
Biological process (GO): pentose-phosphate shunt
Cellular component (GO): nucleus; cytosol
Molecular function (GO): transketolase activity
Source: RefSeq, a predicted model, not a curated record
AUGACCGUCUCGUCUUCCCUCGAUUCCCUAGCUGUCUCAGAGAUCCGCAAACUCGUUGUCGACUGCUGCCGCCAGCACGGUGGUGGGCACGGCGGAUCUGCUGUAGGCAUGGCCCCUUUGGCCGUCGCUCUUUGGAGGCACGUCUUACGCUAUAACCCUCGUUCGCCUUCGUGGGCUGCACGCGACCGCUUCGUGCUCUCCAACGGCCACGCAGCUAUUCUACUCUACAGCGUUCUCCAUAUCGCCGGCUACGAGCAAUUUUCAAUGGAUCAGCUUCGCGGUUAUGGGCAUCCUAAGCCUUUUGGAUAUGAGACGCACUGCUUUGCUCAUCCAGAAAUCGAGUUUGACGGAGUGGAGAUCACCACCGGUCCUCUCGGACAGGGCAUCGCAAACGCUGUCGGUCUUGCCAUUGCUCAAAAGCAGUUAGCCGCUACCUAUGCAAGGCCCGCAUUCGAAAAUCUCGUCCCUUCUCGAAUAUUUUGUGCUUCAGGCGACGGCUGCCUGAUGGAAGGCGUUGCUCUUGAAGCUAUGGCGUUAGCUGGGAACUUUGGUCUCGACAACCUCAUUCUCCUCUACGACAACAAUGAAGUCACCUGUGACGGGCCUCUUUCUUGGAUCGUGACCGAAGGCACCAAUGCAAAAAUACGGGCAAUGGGCUGGCGAAUCAUUAACGUGUUUGAUGGUGACACAGAUGUGUCUGUCCUCGUCAACGCCAUCGAGAUCGCAAAGACCUACUCUGGCAAGCCGACCAUGAUAAACAUCCGCACAACUAUUGGCUUUGGUACCGAUAAAGCAGGCACAGCCGGUGCGCAUCAUGGCACAUUUUCUGAUGCAGACGUCGAGCGGUUGACGGAUGGCACCGAUCGUCCCACUCAUUACGUCCUACCUGCGGUGUAUGAAUACUUUUCUGAGGCCGGCCGGCGCGGUGCUGGAUUACAGCAAGAGUGGGAGCAUAUUAUUGACGAGUAUUCUGUGGCCUACCCAAAUGAAGCUCGUGAGCUCUGCUCCCGACUGUCUGGCAAACCGAUUGACUACAGAUCGCUUCUAGCAGAUAUCACGAUCCCGGAUACUAUUCAGGCUGCGCGCGAGAUCAAUGGGUACGUUUUCAGAGCCCUCUUCAACAAGGUUCCUUCCAUGUUUGCAGGUGGUGCGGAUCUUUGGGGCGCAAACAAGCUUGGAGCGGACCAUCAUGUGAUUUUCGGCCCAGGCAGUUACGAGGGUCGAAUCGCGCGCUACGGAAUUCGUGAGCAUGCGAUGGCAGCGAUAUCGAACGGGAUAUCGGCGUUUCAGCCGGGAGCAUUUAUCCCGAUAACUGCAACUUUUCUCAUGUUUUAUCUUUACGCGGCACCGGGGGUGCGCAUGGGUGCUCUAAAUAGUCUGCAAGUGAUCCACGUCGCUACGCAUGACUCGUUCCAAGAAGGCCAGAAUGGACCGACACACCAGCCGGUGGAACUGGACUCGCUUCUGCGGGCGAUGCCCAACUUUCUGUACAUGCGCCCAUCUUCGGCAGAAGAGAUUAUUGGAUGCUGGGAGGUUGCUCUGCGCGAACAAAAGACGAGCACGAUGAUCUCUGUCGCUCGUGAUCCCGCAGUUUAUCCCCCGCAGGGUACUUGCCGCGAAAAAACAUUGCUUGGUGGAUAUAUUUUGGAGGAGCGCGCCGACGCGGUGGUGACGUUAGUGUCACGCGGCUCGGCACUCGGCUAUGCUCAGGCCGCGGCAGAAACGCUCACUGCGGCACACAGGAUUGCGUGCCGCGUGGUGUCUAUUCCCUGCAUCAGCUUGUUUGAGGCCCAGUCGGAGCAGUAUAAACAGCGGGUUCUUGGAUCGGCCCGCAGGAUCGUCAGCGUCGAGGAAUACGUGCCGACAGUGUGGGCACGGUUGUGCACGGCGAGCAUUGGAAUGGAUAGCUUUGGGUACUCGGCGAGCGGACCGAACAACUACGGUCGGUUCGGGCUCGACGUGGAGGGCAUCGUAGGAAAGGUUUCCCGAUACGUUGCUGAGAGCGAGAUCAGGCACUGGCAGCAGUUGUGA